Nicrophorus vespilloides is the source of this 2022-nucleotide messenger RNA. It is a transcript of the gene HDAC1, whose product is annotated as histone deacetylase Rpd3. The transcript has 4 exons. The record is from RefSeq and is a predicted model, not a curated record. Gene Ontology annotation, molecular function: histone deacetylase activity. The coding region runs from base 445 to 1917 and encodes 490 amino acids. Lineage: Eukaryota; Metazoa; Arthropoda; Insecta; Coleoptera; Silphidae.
CAAACAUCUAACAUUGAACAAAUGAAAUCUAUCUAUAUUUUGCCUACAAGUUUCACGAAUUGUUGCUAAUGAUAAUUUUAUGUAAUUUGAUGGUGUCAAUUGUGGAAAUCAGAGCUAAUUAAUAAUUUUGUGGAAAGACAAUUGGUCGCAUUUGCAAAUGGCCAUUGGUUUCUCCGUUUCUCUUUCACACGCAAGGAUCAUGCGCAAGGACAAGGACGACUAUACCGUGACACAUGCGUAAAGGUUAGUUCAUUAGUUAGCCAUCGUUCGUUCGAGAUACAGUGCAUUUUUCGGCGCUGUCGAGUGGUAGUAGUUCCAAAAUUGUCCUCCAACAAUACCGACGACGGCUGAAGAGGAAACAAGCAAAACGAGAGACACAACGGCCGAGCGCCGCCGUUCAACGAACAAUUCCUGAGAGUCAGUUCUUCUUCACAUCCAUUCACGAUGGCGAUGCAACCGCACAGCAAGAAGAGGGUCUGCUAUUACUACGACAGUGAUAUUGGGAAUUAUUACUAUGGCCAAGGACAUCCCAUGAAACCACACCGCAUACGCAUGACGCACAAUCUACUUUUAAAUUAUGGUUUAUAUAGAAAAAUGGAGAUAUAUCGUCCACACAAAGCGACACAAGACGAAAUGACCAAAUUUCAUUCAGAUGACUACAUAAGGUUCCUCCGAUCAAUUCGGCCGGACAAUAUGUCCGAAUACAACAAGCAGAUGCAAAGGUUCAACGUCGGCGAGGAUUGUCCAGUUUUUGAUGGACUCUAUGAAUUCUGCCAAUUAUCCGCUGGUGGUUCGGUGGCGGCAGCAGUCAAAUUGAACAAGCAAGCAUCAGAGAUAUGCAUCAAUUGGGGCGGUGGAUUGCACCAUGCCAAGAAGUCUGAGGCUUCUGGGUUCUGUUACGUAAACGACAUAGUACUCGGCAUCUUGGAGCUGCUGAAGUAUCACCAAAGAGUUCUGUACAUUGACAUCGACGUGCACCAUGGCGAUGGCGUCGAAGAAGCCUUCUACACUACGGAUAGAGUUAUGACUGUUUCAUUCCACAAAUAUGGCGAAUAUUUCCCCGGCACCGGUGAUUUGAGAGACAUUGGUGCUGGUAAAGGCAAAUAUUACGCUGUAAACAUCCCGCUGAGGGACGGCAUGGACGACGAGUCGUACGAAAGCAUAUUCGUGCCAAUCAUCAGCAAAGUCAUGGAAACCUUCCAACCUAGCGCGGUUGUUCUGCAAUGCGGCGCCGAUUCGCUGACGGGCGACAGGCUGGGAUGUUUCAAUCUGACGGUGAAAGGGCACGGCAAGUGCGUGGAAUUCGUCAAGAAGUACGGUCUUCCAUUUAUGAUGGUUGGCGGUGGUGGUUAUACCAUCAGGAACGUUUCGAGAGCAUGGACGUACGAAACGUCGGUCGCUCUUGGUGUGGAGAUUGCUAACGAACUGCCCUACAAUGAUUACUUUGAAUACUUCGGGCCCGAUUUCAAGUUACAUAUCAGUCCCAGCAACAUGGCUAACCAAAACACACCCGAAUAUCUGGAGAAGAUCAAGACGAGACUGUUCGAGAACUUGAGGAUGUUGCCUCAUGCCCCAGGUGUUCAAGUACAAAAUAUCCCUGAAGACGCUAUCAAUGAAGACUCCGACACAGAGGAUAAGGUUGACAAGGAUGAGAGACUGCCGCAGAAGGACCUAGACAAGAGGAUCACCCCGGAAAAUCAAUUUUCUGACAGCGAAGAUGAAGGGGAGGGCGGUCGACGUGAUAACAGAAGUUACAAGGGAAGAAAGAGGCCGCGGUUAGAGAAGGGCGACAAUAAGGAUGCCAGUGCGGAGGACAAGAACAGCAAAGAUGAGCUGAAACCCGAGAAAGUUGAAGAAAAGGAUGAGAAACCUUCCAGCACGGAGGACGCAAAAAAGGAUAGUGGAUCGACGCCGUGACACAGUCAAUCGCAACAUUCUAAAUAUAAGUGACAUUUUUAGAUAAGUGUUAUACUAAAAGAAAUGAUAUAUUAUAAGAAAUUGUUCUUAAUAUUGGCAUCUUGU